AUGGAUCCAGUGCACAGAGGCAGGGCRCAGGUAGCGGGAUUAGCCGUGGCUGUGGUUGGGUAGAUUUUAACUGGUGUUUGCAACUCUUUGCCAGACUGGAAAAAUCUCAAUUUAGAUUUAAAUGAACUGGAGACCUGGACCAUGGAACUCUGGCAACCCUGUAUAGUGCAAGAUGGAGGAGGCACACAGUGUAAAGAUUUUGCUUCUUUCUUAGAUUUGCCAGUAGAAUUCAAGAUUUCCAGGAUUUUAGUGUCUAUAUCAAAUGGACUAGGACUUGUGAGCCCUGUGAUCUCUAGUUUUGGUUUGGACUGCCUAAAGAUGGAAGAUACAGAGCAGAAAUUAUAGAAACAGCUGUUACUACUUGGAGGAGGACUCCUAUGGAUGGCUGGAGUUCUGGCCUUGGUCCCAGUUUCCUGGGUUGCCCAUGUCAUCAUCCAGGAAUUUGGGGAUGAAGAUAUCCCAGAGAUCGUGCCCAGAUGGGAAAUUGGGGUUGCGAUGUUCAGUGGUUGGUUUGGCRGAUUUUUGCUCAUUCUAGGAGCAUUCCUCCUCCUCCUCCUCUCCAGUGCCUGCUCAUGCACUGCCUACCCCUUACUUGCGGUGAUGGAUGCACAGGAUCCCUGGCAACACCUUGAACUGGAAAAUAGAAGACUUUAA
This is a messenger RNA of Nothoprocta perdicaria, 654 nucleotides long. RefSeq names its product claudin-22-like. Gene Ontology annotation, molecular function: structural molecule activity. The transcript has 2 exons. Gene Ontology annotation, biological process: cell adhesion; bicellular tight junction assembly. Gene Ontology annotation, cellular component: plasma membrane; bicellular tight junction. The record is from RefSeq and is a predicted model, not a curated record. NCBI's taxonomy places the organism in Eukaryota, Metazoa, Chordata, Aves, Tinamiformes, Tinamidae.